AUGACCCGUGGUUACGAUCUGGCAGAUGAGACGCAAGUCAGAGAGUUUUUGAGAGACGUUGAAACAGAAUACCAGUUUCAGUGUCUUCAUGAAAAGCAAGCAGACGGAUGCCAUCGUCUUGCAGAAUUCAGAGAGACCAUUAAACAAGAUGUUGCUUCAGCGGGACCCUUAUACAAAGAGAACUGUGAUAAGAACAACUACUCUAAAAGCUGUUUCAGCUAUGGUCAGUGUUUGCUGACUGGAAAAGGUGUGCCAGAGAAAAAACCAGAUCUGACCUCAGCGUUAAAAUAUUAUGAGAAAAGCUGUGACAUGGACAGCUCUAAGGGAUGCUUUGUUUCUGCUCUUUUACGAUUAUCCUCUGAUGUGGGUGCAGAAAAAAAUACUGAGAAAGCCAUUGUUCAUUUAUCUAAAGCUUGCAGCCUCAAAGAUGGGGAAGCAUGUUUUAAACUAAGUUCACUAUAUCUCACAGGAAACCUUGUUGCCAAGGAUUUGAACCAAGCCUACCAGUUGGCUAAAGCAGGCUGUGAAUUAGACCACUUUAUGGCUUGUAAUAAUUUGAGUUUGAUGUACCGUCAUGGUCACGGAACUGAGAAAAAUCUGGUCAUGGCCAGCAAGGCCAAGGAGAAAGCAAUGAAUUUAUCUGCAGAGGAAGCAAUGAAGAGACCAAGUGUAAUCAUGAAUCGCUGA
This is a messenger RNA of Candidula unifasciata, 687 nucleotides long. Lineage: Eukaryota; Metazoa; Mollusca; Gastropoda; Stylommatophora; Geomitridae. The record is from the annotation of a GenBank genome assembly.